GCUUUUCUUUUUUUUGAGACGAGAAUUUCUUGGUGGGAGGAAGAAGGAAACCAUCGCCUCGCCUUGCUCAACGAGGAAGAAGAAGAAGAAGAAGAAGAAGAGCGACAAGAUGGGCCGCAAGGGGGGAAGCCAGCUCUCGCAGCUCAAGUCGAAGCUGCACAGCUCGGGGAUCACGGACCGGCGGCAGCAGUCGCGCUCGUCGAAGAAGCGCAAGUCGGGCGCCUCGCGUGCGGGCCUGGACCAGCGCGCCGAGGCCGAGGAGCGCCGGCGGAAGCUGGCGGCCAUUGCGUCGUCGUCGGCAUUCAACCCGUUUGAAGAGAAGAUCAGCAAGCCCAAGCAUGAGGUCCUGGGGCGGCGGGUGCGCGGCAGCAUGGGACGGCCGGGCGCGGCCAAGGCGAGUGGACUGGCGCAGCGGCGCGCCACGCUGCUGCCGCAGUACGAGGGCCGCGACCGCAGCGGCGCCUUUCUCGACCGCCGCUUCGGCGAGGGCGACGCCAGCUUGACGCCCGAGGACAAGAUGCUGGAGCGCUUCACGCGCGAGCGCCAGCGCGGCAGCGCUGCUUCUGGCGGCUUGGGCCAAAGUGGAAGCAGCUCGAGCCGGCGCGCGGCCCUCUUCAGCCUCGAGAACGGGCCCGAGGAGGGCCUGACGCACUACGGCCGCUCGCUCAACGAGCUCGACGACAUGGACGACGUGCGGCUGAGCGAUGACGAGGGCCUCGAGGAGACGGCCCAGGCUUCGCACUUUGGCGGCUUUGGCGACGACGGCGAGGACAACGGCGAGGCAGGCGAAGGCCGCACAAAGACAAAGGCCGAGGUCAUGGCCGAGCUCGUGGCCAAGGCCAAGCAGGCCAAGAGCGACCGGCAGCAGGUCAAGGAGCGCGACGAGGCCCUGCGCCGGCGCCUCGACGACGAGCUCGGCGACAUCCGCGGCCUGCUCAAUGCUGCUGCUCCUCCCCCUCCUCCGCCAACAACGGAAGUCGACGCCGUCGUGGCAGGAACCACGAACAAGGACGAGAAGGAGAAGGAGAAGGAAAAGGAAAAGGACCAGUACGACGCGUUUGUGCGCGAGCUCGCGUUUGAGCGGCGCGCCCAGCCCCAGGACCGGCUCAAGACCGAGGAGGAGGCCGCCCAGGAGCUGGCCGAGCGGCUGCGCGUGGCCGAGGAGGCGCGGCUGCGGCGCAUGCGUGGCCUGGAUGACGACGACGAGGAGGAUGGCGACGGCAGUGGAAAGGCACGGCGCGGCAAGCGCAAGCGGCCGGCGGGUGGCGACGACCUCGAGGACGACUUUGACCUCGAUGGCCAGACGGCUGCCGACGCAUACGGCCUGGGUCUCGGUCUGGGUCUGCGGGAGGGGGAGGGCGAUGAGAGCGACGGCGCGGAGGAAGACGAGGAGGAGGGUCAGGAAGGAGACGAGGAGGAUGGAGACGAGGAGGAGGAGGGAGAUGAGGAAGAAGAAGAGGACGACGACUUCGGUGACAUGGCCGACCUCGAGGCCAUGGCCGAGCCGGGCGACGACGUGGAGCUGGCCGAGGAGAAGGCAACACAGAAGAAGGCUGGCCUGCAGAAGACGGCCGGCGCGCAGAAGAAGACGGGCAAGGACAAGGACCUGCCAUUCACCUUUGCCUGCCCGACAAGCCACGAGGCGCUGCUGGCGACGCUCGCCCGCAGCGGCGCCACGACGGCCGCCGAGCUGCACACCGUCGUCAAGCGCAUCCGCGCCCUGCACCACGCCUCGCUCGACCGCGACAACAAGCUGCGCCUCCAGGCUCUGCUUGGCGUCCUCCUCGACCACGCCCUCUACUGCGCGGGCGACGGCCACUUUGAGCACGUGAAUGCGCUCGUGCCCCACAUCUAUGCGCUCUCCAAGACGUAUGCGACGACGGGGGCCGAGCACUUUGUCGGCAAGCUGGCCCUCAUGCAGCGCAACCUGGGACGCGGCCUCGCGCGUGGUGCGCUCACGCCGGGUGCCAAGACGUGGCCAGGAGCGGCAGAGCUGACGCUGCUGCGCAUCGCGGGACUCGUCUGGAGCACGUCGGACCGCUGGCACGCCGUGUGCACGCCCAUGGCCCUCCUCGUGGGCCAGUACCUGGCGAGCAGCCGGCUGCGCAGCCGCCGCGACGCUGCGUCGGCCCUCUUUCUCUGCUCCCUCGUCGCGAGCCACGAGGGCGAGAGCCGGCGUCUCGUGCCUGAGGCCCUCAACUGCCUCCACCAGCUCCUGCUCGCGCUGCUGCCCACGGGCGCGCUCCGGCCCAGCGUCGUGCGCCGCACCAACGAGGCCUUUGGCGUGCCUGCGCCUGACUCCAAUCUCCGGCUUGGUGGUGACGCUGCUGGCGACACUGCCAGACACGGUGCUGACGGUGGCGAUGGCGGUGCCCACGAUGACACUGACGGUGAACUCGACAUCAUCGCGCCCCUCUCCUUCACCGACGCCCUCUGCGCGCAACAAGACAGCAGCAUCGAUGCCCGCGCGCUGCUGGCGACGACGUACGCGCUCAUCGACGAGUUUGCGCGCCUGUAUGCCGGCUCGCCCGCCUUUGUCGAGCUGUUUGAGCCCUUUCGCCGCCUGCUCGUCGACGCAUACAGAGCGGACCCACGUGGCGGCGGCGGCAGCGGCGGCAGCGGCAGCAGCGGCGGCAGCGGCAGCAGUAGCAGUGGCAGCGCACUCGACGCGCGCCGCACCGCCCUCGUCGACGGCUUGACACGCGCGCUGCGCUCGGCAGCGGCCUCGCGGCGCGCACUGCGCCUGCAGGCCCACCGCGCCCGGAGCAUCACCCAGGCCGUGCCCAAGUUUGACCAGCAGGGCUACGACCCCCUGCGCCGCGGCGGCCGGCCCUUUGACCCCGACGCCGAGCGCGCCGAGGCGCAGAAGCUGCGGGCGCUGCUCAAAAAGGAGCGCAAGGGCGCCGUGCGCGAGCUCCGCCGCGACGGCCAAUUUCUUGCUGCUGAGCGCGCACGCAGGCACGACGACGAGGCGCGCGACUACAAGCGCAAGAUGGACCGCAUCCUCGGCGGCCUCACCCAGGAGCGCGGCGAGGAGAAGAGCUACCUGCGCGAGAAGCAGCGCCUCAAGCGCCGUGCCGCCUCGUCCAAGUAGCCGUCUGUCCGUCCAUCCAAGGAGCAGUCUUAUCCAUCCAGGUAGCCGUCUGUCCGUCCAUCCAAGAGCAGUCUUAUCCAUCCAGGUAGCCGUCUGUCCGUCCAUCCAAGGAGCAGUCUUAUCCAUC
Molecule: messenger RNA, 3221 nt
Organism: Acaromyces ingoldii
Lineage: Eukaryota; Fungi; Basidiomycota; Exobasidiomycetes; Exobasidiales; Cryptobasidiaceae
Product: Nop14-like protein
Exons: 3
Coding region: 110-3094 (994 amino acids)
Biological process (GO): maturation of SSU-rRNA
Cellular component (GO): Noc4p-Nop14p complex; small-subunit processome; nucleolus
Source: RefSeq, a predicted model, not a curated record